Molecule: messenger RNA, 1584 nt
Organism: Scheffersomyces coipomensis
Lineage: Eukaryota; Fungi; Ascomycota; Pichiomycetes; Serinales; Debaryomycetaceae
Exons: 4
Coding region: 213-1463 (416 amino acids)
Source: RefSeq, a predicted model, not a curated record
AUCUCCUCUCCUAAUUUUAAAAUUGCAACAGAUUAAAAUAAUUGGUCGUGUCCCUUGGAUCAAAAAGUUCACACCAAAAAAAGAAAUUUUGAGUGCUAAAUUUUUUUGUAAUUGGCAACAACCGUAAAGUCACUUUUUCUUAGGCUAAAUUUGUAUUUUAAAGGGGAUCCAUCACCCAGUACCAUCGUAUCAUAUAUCUAUAACAGCCAAUCAUGUCAGGCGAGCGCUUGGUGGUUGUGUCAAGUGCCAAUGACUUAUAUACCAAUAAGCUAUUCCAUCCAGAUGCUUUAAUACUGCGAAUUAAAAGGAGUAUACCUCGAGCCUUACCAUAUUAUGAUAAUCUUGAUGUCACCGAUAGUGAUUUUGAUCCUAUAGUUAAAGAAUUAAAGAAAUUAUAUCCUCAUAAACGUCCAGCAACCAUUGCUAAUAUUGAUAAUGAUAAUGCUAUAAGUAAUACUACUGAAAGGAAUGAUAGUAUUCAAAGGAAGAGGAAACGGAAAUAUGAAGAAGAUAAUACAGAUAUAUAUUCAUUCAAAUUAAGUGAACUUUUACAUUUACUUAUAGAGGAAGAAAAUCUUGAAGAUAGUAAUCGAAUGAAUAUUGAAAAUUCAUUAUUUGAAUUAACAUCAUAUAUCCCAACUCCUGAUCCAAAAUGGAAUUUCCCUAUCCAAAAAUUAAAAAAGACCGAUUUUGAACCUCCUCCACCACCUCCAAAAAGAGGUAGACAACAAGUUAAAUCAAAACUUCAACAUUUACCUCCCAAUGAUAGAAAAAUUCAUCCUCUGCAAAUAUAUCCUCAUGGAACUUUAUCCAAAGUCUUAGUGGAUAAUUAUGAUAGUCUUUUAAAAUUCUCAUCAACUUAUUUUAAUUUAUCAUUAUCAUCCCACGUUACAAGAUUCAUGGUUGAUUUAAUUUAUUCAUUACAAUAUUGGGAAGUUUAUCAUUUAAUUGUUUUAAUCCCUCAUUUUGAUUAUUUUUUAAAUUUAAUCAAUUUUAAAAUAAUUCCUACCAGUUUUGGUCCCAUCAUUGAACCUCCUCAAAAUUAUUUAAAUAAUGCCAUGUUAUCAGGUUUACAAUAUCCUUUCCCUUAUCCAUUCUAUAAUUAUUCUUAUCAUUCAUUUGAUCCAAAUGUGGAUGCUAGGAAAUUUAAUAAAGUUAAUAUAACUCCUUAUACUGACAUAAGUUUGAAAGAUGUCGGUUCACCCAUUAGGAGAAGACAACUAUCAAGAAGACCUUCUGCUAAAUCAUUCCCUCUUCAAAUCAUUCAACAUCGUCCUAAAUCAAAAGAUGGUCUUAGUAUUGAUGAUAAAAAAGGGGCAAGAAGUAGAACUAAUUCAUUUAAUACGGUUUCACGAGGUAAUAGUGUGGUUGAUGGUCAGAAUGGUACUGAAAGUGAUUUUGGAUCCAUGGUAUCUGAUGAUGAAAGAGUUCGUCGUGAAGAGGAUGAAGACGAUGAAGGAUGAUGACGAAGAUGAGGAUGGAGAAGAUGAGGAUGACGAUGAUGACGAUGAUGAUGAAGAUGAUAGUCAAACUCCUCAAGACAUGGAAUCUAGUCCAAAACAAACCGUUGUUAAAAAUGAAAAA